Messenger RNA from Myotis daubentonii (Daubenton's bat), 1156 nucleotides. RefSeq names its product transmembrane p24 trafficking protein 3 (gene TMED3). The record is from RefSeq and is a predicted model, not a curated record. NCBI's taxonomy places the organism in Eukaryota, Metazoa, Chordata, Mammalia, Chiroptera, Vespertilionidae.
GCCCUGCGCUCCCGGAAGCGCCACGUCCGUGCGGCGCAGCCGCUGGUGUCGGUGUCGGUGUCGCGGACGGACCACCAUGGGCCGCGCAGCCCCGCGCCCCGCCUCCGGGCCGCCCCUGCUGCUCCUGCUGCCGCUGCUGCUGCUGCUGCGGGCCGAGCGGGCGCGGGGCACCGAGCUCACCUUCGAGCUGCCGGACAGCGCCAAGCAGUGCUUCCACCAGGACGUGGAGCAGGGCGCCCGCUUCUCCCUGGACUUCCAGGUCAUCAGCGGCGGCCACUACGACGUGGACUGCUACGUGCAGGACCCGCUGGGCAGCACGGUGUACAGCGAGACCAAGAAGCAGUACGACAGCUUCACCCACCGGGCCGCGCACGCGGGCGUCUACCAGUUCUGCUUCAGCAACGAGUUCUCCACCUUCUCCCACAAGAUCGUCUACUUCGACUUCCAAGUGGGCGAUGAGCCCCCCAUCCUCCCAGAAAUGGGGGGCAAGGUCACAGCGCUCACCCAGAUGGAGUCCGCCUGCGUGACCAUCCACGAGGCCCUGCGGACGGUGAUCGACUCCCAGACGCACUACCGGCUCCGGGAGGCGCAGGACCGGGCGCGGGCGGAGGACCUCCACAGCAGGGUCUCCUACUGGUCCCUGGGCGAGACCGUCGCCCUGUGCGUGGUGGGCGUCAGCCAGGUGCUGCUGCUCAAGAGUUUCUUCACUGAGAAGCGGCCCGUCAGGGCGGCCCCCUCCUAGUUGGGGCGUCCUGGCCGGCCCCUCACCCCCGGACGGGCAGCUCCGAGGCCGCAGGGCUGAGGGCUGUGGGCGCGACCCCGGGUGCGGCCGCCCUGCGCUCACCUCCCCUUCGGUCAGAGGCGUCCCCCUUGUCCCCGGCUGCUGAGCACGUGGAGCUCAGGACUGACUGACAGCGUCCCCCUGCGCUGGGCGUGAGGCUGGACGGAGCGGCCUGCAGUCGGCCGGGGUGGCUCCGUGCUCCCUGUGCCUGGUCCUCAGCCGGCGGGUCCUGUGGUGUGGAGAGGGAGGGCGGGCUCCGUCCAGGGACCGUGCCGGCUGCCUGCGCGCAGGAACGGAGUGGGAGCGGGGACUGGGUGCCGGUCGCUGUGCGUCUGCUAGGAGGGGGGACGCCGGCUAAUAAAGACGCAGCGUGAG